UUUCGCACUUUAGUGUUUGAUCCUGAAAUUAAUUUGUGUGUGAGUUCUGAUCUCUGUAAUUUUGUGUAAAAUUCAAUGACUUUACCUGUUCUAAUGCCUUUUUAUUUUCUAUUUUCUAUUUUUUUCUUUGAGCUUCUGCUUGUUGGGCAUUUUGGGUUCUAUUUUUCGAUUUCACAGUCGACUGGAAAUAUUGAGGGGAGGGAGAGAGAAAUUGCUCUGUUAUCACUACGCUUCUAUAUUUUCUACGGGUACUAUGAAUUGGGACCCGACAAUCCACCAUACGCUGCCAAGUUCUACAACUGUUGUGGGGCUGCACGACCAGUUUCCAUGUUUCGUAUGAUGACGAUUGAUCCAUUUGUCAUCGGUUUUCUUAAAGGAUAAAUCCAAGCGAUAAUGCCCUUUCUGAUGUAUGUGCAAAUGUUAACACUUUGUAGUCAUCAAUUCUUCGUUGUGUUUAUGUAUUCUUUGAGUUGGUUGAUACAAUUAAAUUUAUCUCUGAAUCAGUGUUGAUAAAUGUUUGCUAGACGCUCUAAAUGCUUGAGGAAAAAUGAGAGUACUAUAGAAGGCUGCUGCAAAAGGGUAAGAAUAGCUGCUGAGAGCUACUACAAUUUUUGUUAAUUAAGGGUCGACAACUUACUUUGGCAUUUGUAAUCAUCAAUUCUUGACUCGAGCAUUACGUAUGAAGAAUGGAGUUGUAUAACUUUUGGAGUUAACAUUUUGAGAAAUAGCUUUAAAUUUUUGUUUUCAUUUUGCUGAUUUUCGAGGUGGUUGUGGGAAGCAGUUCUUUUGAACCAGAUUAAUUGUUUCACUGAUUGCUUGUUGAUUGUGUUUUUGAAUUUUGGGAGUCGAUCUUAAAAUGUAGUGGGCUUUUAAGAGAUUCGGGGUUUUUCCAAAUCUGAAUUUGGUACGUGUGUGUGUUGUGCUAAGGUUGAAUUUGAAUUUUGCUGAUUGGUUUCUUAUCGGCUCACUUCACCCAUCUCUUGGUUAUUUGAAUUCUUUAGAGAUGCUUGUAUUGAUUUGUGAUUUUGUUGGAUUUACUCUGGUGAAAUUUGUUCAUCUGCACUGGCUGAUUUUAGGCCGCGACUCCAUUCUUGUUUAUUACUAAGUCUUAAUGGUGUAGGGUAUAUGUAAAUGAAUUCAAUUAGAACUCACUUUUUAAUUUUCUGUU
Pyrus x bretschneideri (Chinese white pear) is the source of this 1168-nucleotide messenger RNA. RefSeq lists its product as uncharacterized. The record is from RefSeq and is a predicted model, not a curated record. The transcript is spliced from 3 exons. Bases 76 to 381 code for a protein of 101 amino acids. NCBI's taxonomy places the organism in Eukaryota, Viridiplantae, Streptophyta, Magnoliopsida, Rosales, Rosaceae.